AUGGAAGUGAUGGAAAUCGCUGGAAAAGAUCCACUAAGAGCUCCAAUAUCUCUUGCUCUAGAAAUGGAGCCUUUCACCUUGGGAAAGGGUUGGCUAGGCAUUGAGAAGCCCAAUAUCAAGAGAAGCCUUGAUACAAGGAGUGUAUGCGAACUCGAUCGAGUCGGUCUACAAGACUUGGUCGAGCUAGACUUUACAACGGGUAGAAAGAGGGUUCAGAGGUCACAGAGGGUACAAGAGGAACCUGAGGUGCUUGUUGCUGAUACAAUGGAUGUACCAGAGGGGAAUGGAAACCCUUUGGGCAAUGGACUCGGUCGAGCUAGGCAAACUCGACCGAUUGGUCAAGGAGAUGCUCCAAACCGCCACCAACAGAGACAAGGGAUUGUUCCACCACCAGUGCAGAACCACAACUUUGAGAUCAAGCUGGGAAUGAUCAACCUUGUCCAGAACAAGAUGUUCCAUGGAUUGCCAAGUGAAGACCCCAUUGACCACCUUGAUGAGUUUGAUAGGCUUUGUGAUUUGACAAAGAUCAAUGGUGUCUCUGAAGAUGCCAUCAAGCUGAGACUCUUUCCUAUGUCUCUAGCUGACAAAGCUCACCAAUGGGAGAAGAGCUUGCCCCAUGGCACAAUCACCACUUGGGAUGAAUGCAAGAAGGCCUUUCUUGCUAAGUUUUUCUCCACCGGUCGCACAGCCAAGCUUAGAGGAGAGAUAUCCAGCUUCAUCCAGCGAAACAAUGAGACAUUCGCAGAGGCUUGGGAGAGGUUCAAAGGCUACACAAGUCAGUGCCCACACCAUGGAUUCAACAAUGAAUCACUACUCUCCACUCUUUAUAGAGGAUGCUUGCCUAGGUAUAGGGAGAUGCUAGACACAGCUAGCAAUGGGAACUUCCUCAACCAGGAUGUAGAUGAUGGCUGGCAACUUGUGGAGAACAUAGCUAACUCAAAUGGAAGCUAUGGAGAAGAGUAUGAUCGCACCAACCGGAGCUCGACCCACCACUCGAUCGAGUCAGACGAAAAGUUGAGAAAAGAUGUUAAGGCAUUGAAUGAGAAGUUGGAUAAGCUGAUCCUAGCUCAGUCCACAAUGAAGAAAGUCAACUUUGUGUCUGCUGAGGAGAUGGAACCAGUCCAAGAAGGGGAGGAUACACAAUUUGCUGAGGUGUGCUACAUGAGCAAUGGGCAAGGAGGUUACAACAAAGGAUACUAUAACUACAAGUCCAACCCUGCCAUGUCAUACCGCAACACUGAUGUUGCUAACCCUCAGGACCAAGUAUAUCCUCAACAACAAGCAGCUCGAUCGAGUCAGGUGCCACAACAUGGGUAUGGUCAAAAGAACAAUUACCAAGGACCACAAGGCACUUUCCCUGGACAACAAAUGAAUAUCCCACCAGGCUUCCCCCACCAACCGCCCCAGCCUGCACCUUCACAAGAGAAUGAGCUCAAGGCAAUGCUAAAGCAACUACUUCAAGGGCAAGCUGAUGGGGUAGUGGACACAAGCAAGAAGCUAGCUGAAAUAAACUCUAAGAUCGAGAACCUCAACACAAGGGUUUACUCUCUGGAGAAUCAUGCUUCUUCUGUUGCUGCUGCUACAAAGCAAGGACAACUACCUGGUAAAGCUAUUCAGAACCCCAAGGAACAGUGCAAGGUCAUCUUCACUCAAGAAGGACUUGUUGAAGAAGAGGAUCAAGAAAGGGUCAUUGAAGAUUUUUGUUUACUGCUGAAUGAUGAAGAGAUUGUUGCUGCUGAGGCUCCUGGAGUCCAGAUUGAUCAACCAGAAGUGCAUGCACCUACUGUGGCCAUUCACACUUCACCAGUUGAGCUCGCACGACAAGCUCGAUCGGCAGCUCGAUCGAGUCCAACUCUAGCUCGAUCGAGUCCGACCUCUUCUGUCCCAAAGCCUUUUUGCUUGAUCCUUACAACCGGUUGCCGCUUCCUCGUCUCGCCUACUUAG
Molecule: messenger RNA, 1944 nt
Organism: Microthlaspi erraticum
Lineage: Eukaryota; Viridiplantae; Streptophyta; Magnoliopsida; Brassicales; Brassicaceae
Source: the annotation of a GenBank genome assembly